Halichondria panicea is the source of this 3225-nucleotide messenger RNA. RefSeq lists its product as uncharacterized. The transcript has 8 exons. The record is from RefSeq and is a predicted model, not a curated record. The coding region runs from base 2393 to 2932 and encodes 179 amino acids. NCBI's taxonomy places the organism in Eukaryota, Metazoa, Porifera, Demospongiae, Suberitida, Halichondriidae.
GCUUGACAGAAGUGAUUGACCAAUGGAUGAAGGGUUGGUCUGGACGACCAACAUGGAGUGAGCUGGCCAAUCUCGUCUCAGUAACAUAGGAGAGGAGCAAGUACAUGUAGCAAAGGAACGUGUGACCAGCUACGAGUCUGAUCCACCCCUCUCUUGUCUAGCUCACGCACGACUGACCAGAGACGAACCUCUCGGAUUGACGCCUCUUUACACUCUUCAUCAUUCAUGGAUUACUUGCCCACCCACCAGUGGUCCCUAUAUUGACUAUAGUUACGCUAGAGAAGCUGGCUGUUGUUACAACGACUGCUAUACACGUACAUGUAACAGUGUGUUUCUGCACUCAAGAAUUUCAACGGACAAGUACAUGUACCAUGUGGCUGAGGGUGUGGGGCUCUACUCUUAGGAGACCUGGAGGGUGGUCACACAGACCAGUGGGCACUUGUCAAAAGGUCAAGGGUUAGUCGUUGUUCAAUUAAUCAAAGGAACCACACUGGAUCAUACCUAACACUUGGCCUGAGGUGCACGCUCGAACUCGUGCAUAGUUAUUGCUCACUACCCCCUGCGUCUUGUUCAUUAUUCAGCUCGGACUUCAAAGGUGAGUACAUUGAGAAAGUUUAAGUUUUUGGGUGAGAAUUAUGCUGGUAUAAAGGGGUAACUAUAUGCAGGCUUUGGAAACACAUGUCUGUACGGAAACAUUACUCUGCGCAGUUAAGGCCUGGGUCAGGCACUGAUAAGAUUAAUUUUAUUCAUUGCCUACAUUUUAUGUAGAUGAUGUAGAUGAUGUAGUGUUAAUGAGAUUCAUAAUGUUUAUUAAUGUUAUUCAUUGCACAUGACGUCAUAAGGUCAAUGUAUUUGCUUAGCUAGCUGCUAGAACUAUUAUAGAUUAUCUUUGGCAACAAAUACGGCGGACUUAAACAAGGUAAGAGUAGCUGUUUAGGCCCUCAAAAGAUAGAGUAUGUUGUUAUGAUUAUGUUUUCUUGAUGGGAAGUAAAAAUGUCCAAAACUUUCUUAGCUAUGCUAGCUUCUUUAGGUCUGACAGCCACUCUAGAGGUAGGCUAUUUUGUGUAUCUCAAGAAUACAAUAACUCUUACUCUUCCCAUCAAGGAUACUAGUACCUAGCUAUGAGAUGUUCAUCUAGCCUUGUUUUUGAAGCUUGAUCUUGGCAUCUUCAACGCCGUAUUUGCAGUUCUCUUUCUGAAAGUGGCAUGACGUCAUCACCGUUUAUGGGACUAAUUAGCAUAAUUGAAUUAAGCUAAUUAGUUUUUUGGAAAAAGAAAACAUUGAGCUUCAUUUUGGAUCAUUUUGAUGCAGCAUACACUGUAUAUUGCAAAUAAUACAGCAGUAUGAACAUAGUGUAAAUUUUGGUGUUGAAAUCUGGACCCGGGCCUUAAGUGCGCAGAGUAGUUAUGGGUGAUUCCUCAGACUACAUGGCUAUAGUGUAAACAGUAUCUCUGUUAUGUGGCCAUUAUAAAGUUUGUGAGGUUGCUUGUGAUGUCAAUGAUGUGGUCUAUGUUGUGCUCAUGGUUUACAUGAAGGCUGUUAUUUUGAGAAUAAAAUACAGGUCAAAAUUUUCUUGAGCAUAACUACUUUGGAGUGCAACAUAACAUGUACAAUGUAGCUGUCAAGAAGGGCUUCACUAAACCCGGGUUUGUAAUUGCACACCUUGCACGUAGGAGUUUAAUCGAGUGAUCCCUGUAGCUAGCCGUCAGUCGUGUCUAAGGUUGGUGCCCUCACCAGGAGCUGGGGGGGGGGGGUAUAGCUCUAAGAAUCGCGAUAAUUAUGUAUAAAUAUUGUCACAACUGAACAUUGUACGUAUUUUAAGCAGUACAUUAGCUAUAAGCCUGUGUGUGUGCAGGGGGGAAGGUUGUGUACAGUAUAAUUAUUAGCUAUGAGCUUGUGUGUGUGUGUGUGAAUGAGGGGGUUGUUGAGGGGGUUGUACAUGCAUGUCAUUUGAGAAGAUGAGAUGAGGAGGUGAACAAUGUUUUAACACACAAUGACACACACCAUAAUUAUGUCCCCAAGCACCAACAAAAAAACUUGGUGUUUGAGAGGAACAACAAGCUUGCCUGAGGGUGGUAUAGUAAGAGUGCAAGUGGCAGACAAUCAACACCUGGUAUAGUAAGAGUGCAAGUGGCAGACAAUCAACACCUGGUUUUGACCCUGACGUAAUGACAAAAAUCAGAGACACUUUCUAAAAAUAGAACUGCCCAUAUUCAUUUAGCCAAUCGGAUUGCAGUAUUUAUGACCGGAACUAGGAGUAUAAAAAGUCGCUAUAACCUGUAAAUCGCUGUCUUCUUCGAGGGAUUUUUUGCACCACACUGCCGUCUCAGCCCAGCUCUACCGUCUCACUCUACCUUUACCUCUCAACAAAGCAUCUUCAGUUUCUGUUCUGAUGGCUUGCCCCACUUCCCCCUCUUCCCUCCCAAGUUUCAAAAGGGCCAGGAUAUACGAAGAGGACAGGACCAAAUCAGAAAGCUUGAAGGAGAAUGAGAAUGAGUGUAAGUUGGAUCCGGUGGUGGUCACACAAUUGUCGGAUGAUGCUCAAAUACAUGCCUGUUUAGACAGGAAUGUUGCAGUGCCCUCGCAGCGGCGAAACGGACAACUACUACCACCAUCUCAAGGCGCAACUGCUCGGGAUAGCCGCACGAACAUAUGUCGGUGGCUACAAACCAUGGCGAGAACCGUAUUCGACAACGAAUUCGUGACAGAACACACACCAUCAAGAAACGGAAUGGACAAAAUUGUCGACGGUUUAUUUUUCCACCGAUUGGAAUUUGGUCACGUGAACCGUCUGGCUGGGUAUAUGGGGGGAUACAGCAAUUGGCAAGCCAAUUGCGAGCAAGCCGGAGUCUCGUUGGGAUUGAUCUUAAUAGUGACUGGAAGUGAGACUAAAAUGGAAAUCGCGCAAAUGAAUGCUGGACCUUUCAUUUAAUAUUUCAUUCAAUAUCGCUGUUGAACUGUUUUGUCCCAUUUAUUUGGGCGUGGCCCCACCCUGGACGUGUUCCACUGUUUUUUGUCAUAUUGCACUGUUUUGUUUUUGUCCUUGUUCUCCGUCUAUUGUUGUUGUCUAUUGCACUGUUUUGUUUUUGUCCUUGUCCUUGUUCUCCGUCUAUUGUUGUUGUCUAUUGCACUGUUUUGUUUUUGUCCUUGUUCUCCGUCUAUUGUUGUUGUCUAUUGCACUGUUUUGUCUAUUGUCUAUUGUUGAUUUUUAUUAACAUGACUUGU